CACUAGAGUUGGUGCCGCGACUGCGAAUCCGGCGCAAUGGCCGCGGCGGCGAUGGGCCUCGUGCGUGAGCUCCUGCAGCCACAGGGAACCACGAGCACCCGCCGGCUCUGCAGCACAGGUGUGGGCGUGGGCGUGGCGGCGGGCUUCCUCAGCGCCGGGACCGUCGCGUCGGCAUCCAGCGCAUGCCCGGCUUACCCGUGGUCACAGGACGGGGCGCGGGGCGGGCACAAGGUGUUCAUGCAGCACGACUGCGCGGCGUGCCACUCGGGCCUGCCGUACGCUGGCCUCGCCGACGAGGCCCUGGCGGCCGGAGGCGAGGUGGAAGCCAAGGCGGCCGAGAUCGUGGUUGUCCAUGACCACGAGGAGGAGGCAGCGCUGACGACGGCGACGACGCUCCACGGCGGCGCCUGCCCGCCGGACCUCUCCGCCGUCACCAAAAUGCUGGAAGGGCUGCGCCGCGGCAACCUGUACAGCGCGGACGAGAUCAAGACGACGAUGUCGCUGGCUUCUCCUGUCUGGCUGCAGUUUCUUCAGUCGUACGUGAGGAUUCCCCAGGCACCCUGAAAUGCCAGCCAGAUUCGUCACUAGAACAUCCCAGUCCCAGCUCUAGUGACGUGAGUAUUCUGCUGCAGUGUGCCUGUGUGUCUGUUUCUUCUUUCUUGGAAGCUGCCAUGUCCGUGUGCGGGAACAACAUUUGGAUCCUCCUCCUCCUCCAUUUGUACUGAAAUAAAUCAAUCCU
This is a messenger RNA of Zea mays, 739 nucleotides long. RefSeq lists its product as uncharacterized. The record is from RefSeq and is marked validated. The transcript is spliced from 3 exons. NCBI's taxonomy places the organism in Eukaryota, Viridiplantae, Streptophyta, Magnoliopsida, Poales, Poaceae. Gene Ontology annotation, molecular function: electron transfer activity; heme binding. The coding region runs from base 37 to 564 and encodes 175 amino acids.